This is a messenger RNA of Brassica napus (rape), 1447 nucleotides long. Its product is annotated as actin-related protein 2-like. Gene Ontology annotation, molecular function: actin filament binding. Gene Ontology annotation, biological process: Arp2/3 complex-mediated actin nucleation. Gene Ontology annotation, cellular component: Arp2/3 protein complex; actin cortical patch. The coding region runs from base 137 to 1306 and encodes 389 amino acids. Lineage: Eukaryota; Viridiplantae; Streptophyta; Magnoliopsida; Brassicales; Brassicaceae. The record is from RefSeq and is a predicted model, not a curated record. The transcript is spliced from 15 exons.
UUUCCUUGUCGAUCGCGACCAGUAGACCGGUCAGAGCAAAGCGGAACAAGUUGAGAAGAGAAGAGUGAUUCAUUCGCUUCUAUUCCAAGACAAAGUUUUGAUUUUUCUAAAGAUAGAACAAGUCGGAGAAGAGAAGAUGGACAACAAAAACGUCGUCGUUUGCGACAACGGCACCGGCUAUGUGAAAUGUGGGUUUGCUGGAGAGAAUUUUCCGACAUCUGUUUUCCCUUGUGUCGUGGGAAGGCCGUUGCUUCGUUAUGAGGAAUCACUCAUGGAGCAGCAACUGAAGGAUAUAGUUGUUGGGGAGACUUGCGCUGAGCUCAGGCAUCAACUGGAUAUAAACUAUCCUGUCCACAAUGGUAUUGUCCAGAACUGGGAAGAUAUGGAACAUGUUUGGGAUCAUGCCUUCUACAACGAGUUGAAAAUCAAUCCAUCAGAAUGUAAGAUAUUGCUCACCGAUCCACCACUUAACCCCUCCAAGAACCGUGAAAAAAUGAUUGAGACAAUGUUUGAGAAGUACAAUUUCGCUGGCGUUUUCAUUCAGAUCCAAGCCGUUUUGACUCUGUAUGCUCAAGGUUUGCUAACUGGUUUGGUUAUUGAUUCUGGUGAUGGUGUUACUCAUGUGGUUCCGGUGGUUGACGGUUACUCUUUCCCUCAUCUUACCAAAAGAAUGAAUGUAGCUGGCAGACACAUCACAGCAUAUCUUGUUGAUCUUCUUUCUCGAAGAGGAUAUGCGAUGAAUAAAACGGCUGACUUUGAGACUGUUAGGGAAAUUAAAGAGAAGCUCUGCUAUAUAGGUUAUGAUUAUAAGAGAGAGUGUGAGCUUGGUCUGGAGACAACCAUCCUUGUUAAGAAUUAUACUCUUCCAGAUGGGAGAGUCAUCAAAGUAGGCACUGAAAGAUUCCAAGCACCUGAAGCGCUUUUUACACCGGAACUCAUUGAUGUUGAAGGUGAUGGAAUGGCAGAUAUGGUUUUCCGAUGUAUUCAAGAAAUGGAUAUUGAUAACCGCAUGACGCUCUAUCAACACAUUGUUUUAAGCGGAGGAAGCACCAUGUAUCCAGGAUUACCUAGCCGUCUCGAGAAGGAAAUCCAGGAUCGGUAUCUGGAUACAGUUCUAAAAGGAAACAAAGAUGGCUUAAAGAAACUCAGAUUGAGGAUAGAGGAUCCACCUAGAAGGAAACACAUGGUAUACCUAGGAGGCGCUGUUCUUGCAGGAAUCAUGAAGGACGCACCAGAGUUCUGGAUCAAUAGAGAGGACUAUCUUGAAGAAGGGAUUGGUUGCUUAAAUAAGAUGAGCCAAGCUUGAUAAUACUCUAAACAUCAACACUUGAAGCUUAACUUGAGAGGACUGGUUAUUGUCUCUAUGUUUUUUGUUGUUAUUUGUUUUUGGCUUAAACAGAAACGCAUUUUCAUUCAUUGAUUAAAGAAAAACAAUAUCUCUUGAGUA